Zea mays is the source of this 1455-nucleotide messenger RNA. RefSeq lists its product as uncharacterized. The transcript is spliced from 2 exons. The coding region runs from base 79 to 1083 and encodes 334 amino acids. NCBI's taxonomy places the organism in Eukaryota, Viridiplantae, Streptophyta, Magnoliopsida, Poales, Poaceae. The record is from RefSeq and is a predicted model, not a curated record.
ACAGUCUCGGACUCUCGAUACCAUCAAGCCAGUUUUUUUUCAGAUCUGCUAAUCUUCAGCAUUUUAUUGCUAUUCACUAUGUCGACCAACGCUAUUGUUGUCAAUAUUGUGCUUGAUGGGCAGAAUUAUCCAGAAUGGGCUUUUUGUGUCGAGACUGCAUUAAGAGGUCACGGAUUACUAUUUCAUUUGACUGAAGAUUCUCCAGUUUUAGCAGCUGAUAGAAGCAAUGCUGCUGCAAUCAAGACUUGGCAGAUAAAUGAUGGCAAGGUAAUGGCUGCAAUGGUCAACAGCACUAAACCAACUAUGAUUAUGAGUCUGUCCAAAUUUACCACUGCUAAGGCUAUCUGGUCACAUCUGAAGGAUCGAUUUGUUCAGGAUAGUGGUGCUCUUCUACAUACCCUUAUGCAACAGACUCAUGUGAUUGAGCAACAUGAUAUGUCCAUUGAUGAAUAUUAUUCAGCUUUUGAUCGGAUUAUGAGUGCAUUGACCUCCAUGGUGCCCGCUUGUACCGCUGUGCCUUGUCCAGCCCACAAGUUCAUUGACAAGUUCUUUACCUACAGAUUUGUUAUGGGAGUUCGACCUGAAUUUGAUUCCCUUCGUGCAAGGCUCCUUCACAGUUCAGAUACUCUCACCAUGGCUCAGGCUUUGUCCGAAUUGCUUGCUGAAGAGACUCGUCUGAAGUCUAUGUCCUCUAUUACUGGUGUGAGUUCUCAUAGUGUGUUGGCUGCUACUCAGAGGUCUAGGAACACUUCCUUUCCGCCUUGUGAACACUGCCAAAAGACCACUCAUCGGUCUGAGAACUGUUUUGCUAAGUUUCCAGAGAAGCUGGCUGAUUUUCGUGUCCGUCGUGCUACUCGUGGUCGUGGUACAGGACCAUCUUCUAGAGGCUCAGUUGCGGUUGCUGCUACUUCAUCUGCUGGUGCUUUGUCAUCAUCUUGGGUUCUUGAUUCUGGAGCUUCCUUUCAUGUGACAUCUGAUAAGUCACGGCUGACGUCUACUACACCUGUCACCGAGGGUACUUCUGUUCAGACUGCUGAUGGAUCGCAAAACAGGGGAUGUGAUUGGGACUGGCCGUCGCCGUAAAUCUUCGCCUCGCCUUUACAUCUUGGACACCUUGCGCCUUCCUUCAUCCCCUACAACUACACCUCAUGUGCUCGCUGCUUCGGGCCCCACGACGUCAUUCGCCCAGUGGCAUCAUCGUCUAGGUCACUUAUGUGGAUCCCGUCUGUCUACUCUAAUAAAGUCAGGAUGUUUAGGCUCUACUCAUGUUGAGUCUAGUUUUCAUUGUAAAGGUUGUCAUCUUGGAAAACAAAUACAACUUCCAUAUUUUACUAGUAAUUCCCAUUCUGCUAAACCUUUUGAUCUAAUUCACUCUGAUGUUUGGGGUCCAGCUCCGUUUGUUUCUAAAGGUGGUCAUAAAUAUUAUGUCAUUUUUAUUGAUGAUCAUUCUCGUUA